This is a messenger RNA of Sphaeroforma arctica JP610, 894 nucleotides long. RefSeq lists its product as hypothetical. NCBI's taxonomy places the organism in Eukaryota, Ichthyosporea, Ichthyophonida. The transcript has a single exon. Bases 1 to 894 code for a protein of 297 amino acids. The record is from RefSeq and is a predicted model, not a curated record.
AUGCACGUCGCGAGCGUCAAUGUUCUCAAGCAGUACUUGCCGGACAGCUACAACACAAAGUUCCUGUGCCCCCAGUUCGUCUCCCAGAUGGGACCGUGGGCGAACGAGACGACGGUCAGCAGUCGGACAGUCAAGGUCGUUCGCGGUGCAUUUGGCCCCUACUUGUACUACGGGAAGAUGUCCCCCACCACCACAGGCAUCCCAUACCUGUACCAGCGUAUGCUGGCGGUGAACACGGCACAGGAAUUCGACAACUUUGUACGUGAGUCCAUGUUGUUGUGUGAGGAGUAUCCGAUGCUUGUCGAGCUGUGGAACACAAAUCUGGCCGGCCCCGAGAUGGACGAGCUGGUGGGGGUGGCCUGGGCGACAAUCAUUGCAGCACCACACGAUUUCCUUGCGUGCAUGUUCAGACUUGCCGACGCCGACAACAUGCGUAUCUUUCUGCAGCUGGGGCGGCUGACAAGGGCAAUCAACAAUCCCAGCUACCUGUACUGGCUGAAGAUGCUGGACCACGUACCUGAUCUCGGCCUCUGUUUCUUUGCAGCGGUACUCGCAGAACCGACGUGCUGCCGGAUAUUUACGCAGUUUCGCGAAGAGUGCAAGCGUCUGGAGACCAUUGGUGUGUUCUCGACCAACUCGGCAAGGCAACUCAAUGCUUAUAUGCACGGGCUGAAUCAGUACGGGACCUUUUAUAACGGGAGGAAAAUCGACCUUUUGGCGACGUGCAGGCAGUACAGUGCCGGCGUGCUGUACCAAGUCCGGGAGCCACUCCCGUUUGACAUGCUGCAGAAAAUAUUUAUCCUUCCCGAAAGCACACAGGACUGGAAAGUGGGCGCUGACGCUCUCGGAGUGUUUCUGGGGGAUGUGCCAUAUUAUAUAAAAUCAGGUUCAUAA